Ictidomys tridecemlineatus (thirteen-lined ground squirrel) is the source of this 5589-nucleotide messenger RNA. It is a transcript of the gene Gnai3, whose product is annotated as G protein subunit alpha i3. Lineage: Eukaryota; Metazoa; Chordata; Mammalia; Rodentia; Sciuridae. Gene Ontology annotation, biological process: adenylate cyclase-modulating G protein-coupled receptor signaling pathway; G protein-coupled dopamine receptor signaling pathway. Gene Ontology annotation, molecular function: GTP binding; GTPase activity; G-protein beta/gamma-subunit complex binding. Gene Ontology annotation, cellular component: heterotrimeric G-protein complex; cytoplasm. The record is from RefSeq and is a predicted model, not a curated record.
GCUUAGUGUUUCCUGGGUCGAAACCAGAGCCAACAAGAGGGAUAUGUGGCAAAAGUCAUGGACUUGGCUGUGAUCUUUGACUACUGGGGGAGGGAACCUGGGUAUGGUGAGACAAUGACGAGAGAAAAGGGUCACAAAGGACUGGCCUCCCUGAUCUCUCUCCUCAUGGCAGUGACCCACCUCCAGCCCCCUGGACAAUCGGGUACAAGAGACUAAGGUUGGGCAUGGGAAGGGUGGGGUUUCCAUGGUCCAUUAAAUGCUUCCCUACUCUCAUUCAUCGCUCUCAAAAUUAGCUUCAGUAACAAAGACUUAAAUCUCUUUCCUAUUUGCAGCCCUGGGUUGGAGAGAGGGCACAUGAGUUGGGCUGAGUUAUUUACUGAUUGAGACUCUAGGAACUGUGUUGAUUGGCUUUGGUGAUGGUAUUUGCAACAGAAAGGGAAUAAUUGCAAACUGGACAGGAAUCUGGGUCCACCUGUCUCACUUCCCUCAGUUGAAUCAGGUAACACUAAAGGGUCAUGGCAGGGCCCAAGGGUGGUGUGGUCUAUAUUUGAACAAAUUCUUGUUCUGAGCAUCACAGGGAGAAAAUGGCUUGGUGGGAGUGGGGCUGUCUCCCCUUUGAACAGCCAAUAAAUAAUUUUAUGAUAAAAAUUAUACUGAUACCAACAUUGACUCCUUCAGUUCAAUUCAGUACAUAAUAGUUUUAACACCCAUUAUGUCCUGGGACCCACACAAAGAAUGUGUGGGCCCCUGCCUUCAAGGAGCUAAUAAUCAGAUACUUUGUAUCUUUAUAGAGUAUUUGAAUCUAAUAAAGCAUUAUAAAAUAUUUCUAAAAUAUGCUUGAGAAAUAUGUUAGACUAUAUCCACAGUUCUAAUUUCUGAGAGUUCAUUGCAGUAGUACAUAGAGGUUUCCUGCAGAUUGUGGAAAGUGUGGGAGUUGUAAAUGAAAUGAAACUGGGCAAACAUAGAUUUUCCCCUUUUGAACUAGAAAAAUUUGUAGGUUUCUGUCUUCCUACCACUAGACUAUCAUUCUAGUACAGUGCCUAUUACACUGAAGAAAUCCCUUAGGAAAAAAAUGUAUAUAUAGCAAAGGAGUGUCCUUUGUGAUUCAAAAUCUGUUUACCUCUAUUUCCUUUUAAGAUAAAGUCAUAGGAGGAAUCUCCUUUCUAGACAGGGUAAAAACUUUUCAAUCACUAAUCAUCUAGUAGAUCUGAGGUAUUGCCAGCAGAUGGCAGUGUGAUUCUGGUGGAAAUAGGAAAGGCAUAUGAGGGGGGGAGGGAGAAAAGGGAAGGCAUUAAAUAUUGCUUGGCAGCCAUUUUGUAAAUUUAUUUUGGCUUUUCUUUUGACAUUGUCCUCCAACCCUUCCUUCACAAACAUCAAAGAAGAAAAGUUUUAAGUGCAAGGAUCUCUCUAAUUUAGACUGGAAUUACCUGACACUGUGAACUCACUGACAUUUACUACAGAGUUUGACAUAAAUAGAUUCAUUUGCAAUUUGUUUUUCCCUGUAGGAAUGGAUCAUGAAGGAAAUUAAAGAGUUUCUUUUAUUAUGAUGAGAACUUCCCAACAUUUUCUGCUAUGACCAACUUCCAGGAGUUUUCUAGUCACCAGGAUGGCUUGGUAAAGUUCAGUGUGUAAUUCUUAGCUCUGAAAGCUGUUCCUGGGUAAAACCUGACCUCCCUAAUACACUGAAGAAUCAGCAGGCUGAGGAAACCAGUCUGUCAAUUACUUUUUCUUACAUUCUAGUGAUAUCCAGGUGACUUCCAAUACUAAAUGAAAACCUUAGGCCUUUUGUUGUAUGAUGUCCCCAGAGCAAUAUCUUCUAGGGGGGCAAUGUAGAAAAGGGGUUAAUUUGUAGUCAGAUCUACUUACUCACUGUUUGAACUUGGGAAAGCUGCUUAAUUUCUCUGAGCCUAUUUCCUCAUCUGUAAAAAUGGGGAUCAUAAUAACCUACCUCACAGGGUUGUUGUGAGGAUUAAGAGAUGAGACAUGGAAGCGCCUAGCCAUAAUUGGUAAAUAGGUACUCAAUAAACAUUGGUUUUUCUUCCCUUUCCUCUGGCCCUUUUUCCCCAGAAGUGUUGAUAAUGGAAAAGUAUCACAAAAAACUCAUUUCAUUCUAACAUCAGUUAGAAGCAACUGGGGACUUUAAAAACUUUUAAGAAUUAGCAUAAGAGUUAUGAUGCAUGAGGCUGUUUAAAGUGGUUCUAAUUUUCUAAUUAAUGAAUCAUCAUUAUAUAGACCUUUCUGUUGGGACUUUGUAUUCUUUUAGAUUCUUUAUUCCCAAGUGAUUUUUAAUCACAGGAAAAGAUUUUAGGGGCUGCAAAGAAGUCCCUCUCCCUAGAAUGCACCAUGACAGUACCUGUGGGGCUGUCUAUCGGUAAAGCUAAUUCAGAACAGGCGCCACAGUACUUUCUAAGGUUAUCAGUGAAAAGGUAUUCGUAUGGGGCUUUCACAGAUUUAUUUUCAGGUGACAAUAAAGCCGAGAGGCAAUUUUUACCAGAACUUCCCUUUUUGUGUGGUAUCACAACAGAAAAUUUUAGGAGAUUAAGAGGAUGCACUGAUUUGUUUCCGGGUGGGGAUGACUGGACAAACUACACACCUUUCAACUGGCCUUUUGUAAAGCCCACAGCAACUUAGAAGUAGUACCAUAAGGACCAGAAUAUAUUUUAAGAGCAGGAAGCAGUGGGCCAGAAGACAAGGCUUGUCUUAAGUAGCAUUGGUGUUACAGAUCUCAGAUAUUAUCAGGCAUGGCCAGAGCUUAGGCAGGGCAAUGUGUUCUUACUCGAUAGAUCAGACUGAAGCAACUUAGGCAGAAAAAUGUCCAACACCUGGGCAAGUGCUCUGGGCCGCCAGAACAGAACCUGAGACCAAAGGGGUUUUAAGCCCAGCGAGAAUUUAACAGUAGAAAUGGACAUGUUGGCUGUGGGUUCUUAUUUGAGAAUCCCAACCCCCAGCCUCCAAACCCGCUGUGAGACCUCAGAAGAGCAAAUGAAAAGGAGACCCCGGUUUUUAUACAUUUACCCAACAGGUAAGGGGGGAUUAAGGUUAGGAGGUGCGCACCGAGCUUCACAGAACCUGACAGAUCCGCGGAACCCUCGCCCUCCCGGGGCCUUCCGCUUUCGGUCUCAUCUCCUCUCUUAGAGCGGGAGUGGUUCAAGUGGUAACGGCCGCAGGGCGUCGCCGGAAGUGUCGUAAACGCCGGAUAUCCGGUUUCUCGGAUCGCUAGUGAAGCUGACGGAGAGGGCCGCCGCCCAGCAGUAGACGCGCUGUCUGAGCCAGCGGAGAAGCACUUUCAGCAGAGUGUGAGUGAGGCCGGGCCCGGUUCCCUCUCCCGCCGCCGCCAUGGGCUGCACGUUGAGCGCCGAAGACAAGGCGGCGGUGGAGCGGAGCAAGAUGAUCGACCGCAAUUUGCGGGAGGACGGGGAGAAAGCGGCCAAAGAAGUGAAGCUGCUACUACUCGGUGCUGGAGAAUCUGGUAAAAGUACCAUUGUGAAACAGAUGAAAAUCAUUCAUGAGGAUGGUUAUUCAGAAGAAGAAUGUAAACAGUAUAAAGUAGUUGUCUACAGCAAUACUAUACAGUCCAUCAUUGCGAUCAUCAGAGCCAUGGGACGGCUAAAAAUUGAUUUUGGGGAAACUGCCAGAGCAGAUGAUGCUCGGCAAUUAUUUGUUUUAGCUGGCAGUGCUGAAGAAGGAGUAAUGACUUCAGAAUUAGCAGGAGUGAUUAAACGGUUAUGGCGAGAUGGUGGGGUACAAGCGUGCUUCAGCAGGUCCAGGGAGUACCAGCUUAAUGAUUCUGCUUCAUAUUACCUAAAUGAUCUGGAUAGAAUAUCCCAAAACAACUACAUUCCAACUCAGCAAGAUGUUCUUCGGACAAGAGUGAAGACCACAGGCAUUGUGGAAACACAUUUCACCUUCAAAGAUUUAUACUUCAAGAUGUUUGAUGUAGGUGGCCAAAGAUCAGAACGAAAAAAGUGGAUUCACUGUUUUGAGGGGGUAACAGCAAUUAUCUUCUGUGUGGCCCUCAGUGAUUAUGACCUAGUUCUGGCUGAGGAUGAGGAGAUGAACCGAAUGCAUGAAAGCAUGAAAUUAUUCGACAGCAUUUGUAACAACAAAUGGUUUACAGACACUUCAAUCAUUCUCUUCCUUAACAAGAAAGACCUUUUUGAAGAAAAAAUAAAGAGGAGUCCAUUAACUAUCUGUUAUCCAGAAUAUACAGGUUCUAAUACAUAUGAAGAGGCAGCUGCUUACAUCCAGUGCCAGUUUGAAGAUCUGAACAGAAGAAAAGAUACCAAGGAGAUCUACACUCACUUCACCUGUGCCACAGACACCAAAAAUGUGCAGUUUGUUUUUGAUGCUGUUACAGAUGUCAUCAUUAAAAACAACUUAAAGGAAUGUGGACUUUAUUGAAGAGGGUGGAUGUUAGUAAAAGCUACAGCAGUGUGGAGUGUUGAGACCAGACAUCUUUUGCUGUCUCAUGGGGCAGCUGCAAGCAUGACGGGACCAGGGAAUGGCAGAAGCAUGCAGAAUCUUAGCACUCUUUAGCACAAUUUUCUGUAUUAGGGAACUUUUAAUUGACAUGAGAUACUCAAGUCAGACAUUGGAAUUGGGACAGCUGUAAAGCAUGGUUUCAUCAUCAAGACAUCACUUGGAUUUUAUAAUCUUAAAUUUUAGGGCAGAUCUGAAGUUGAGGUGCUGCAUUCCAGAACUUCAAUAUGUGGCUUACUUUUUUUUUCCCCCUUCUUAACAAAUCACCAGUAAUUCAUUUCUGAAGUUUUUUUCAUCAAGAGAAUAACUCAUUACUAAAUUUUACUUCUUUAUUUGCAAAAGAAUCUUUAUUAAAACACAGUCUUAACUAUGCAUAUGUCACCAGAUUAUCUUGAAAAUAUUCCUCUUAAUAGGAACUCUGUUUUUAAUUCCUGGUGUGGUCAGAAUAUACAUCAAUAAUUACUUAAAAUUCUGUCCAGUUAUAGGGGCUAUAAAUACAGCUUUUUUGAAUGCAAUAUUAUACUGUUGUGUUCAAAGUAAACUAUGGUGGUUUCUAAAUGGUAAUUACAUUGGAGAGGUCGGCAAUAUGAUUCUAGCUCUCUUUUUUCUUUAAGCUUAUGUGGUUGAAGGUUAACCUUGUUUUAUGCUAAUUACCAAAUUACUAGGUACAUGCUGAUGUAGUAUGAUAAAGUCAGCUUCUUGGAUAUGGACACACCCAGGGCAGCUGUUAAUUAAAAAUAUAAAUUGCUAAAUUCCAAACAGAACCAGUGACUUUGCUGCUACAUAUCUCUAAAUUGACCACUUUGAUAUUCUUGCUUGUUUGUCUCAGUCAUAGGGAGUUUUAUAUAAGGUGUCCCUUGUUUUCCAUCUGUGGUCUUUUUUGUUGAGAGACAUCUAUAAAGUAUCUUAACAGUGCAUGCUUUUACUUUGUAAAUGUGGUGCCAAAUCCCUGUUUGCCAUUGUUUUACUGAAGUAAUGUUAAAUGUAGUAAUCCUUAGUAAGUUCUUUUACCCAAACUGUUGCAUUUUAGGACUUUUCCACUUUGUCAUAUGUACAGAUUUUAAUCUGUUAUAGUUGGCAGCAGUAUUAAAAUGGUGAGUAAAGAGUCCA